AUUUACAAGUGUCAUAUUCAACAUAUUGUCAUUUUUCCACACUUCUCCCUCAAUCACUGGCCAUUCACAUUGGCCAUUGACUUUGAAUUUUGGUAUAUAAAAUACUUAUGAAACCACCACUCAUCAUCUAUAGUUUCCUCCUCCCUGUAUAUAAAAGGUAUGAACAUAUCAGAAUUUUUAAGUACUCCAUAGAAAGUAUCUUCUCUUCUCACUUGAAGCUUUCUUCAGUUGCAUCCAUGGCAGAUCUGCAUUUCCUGCAUAUUCAUAUCCAAUUCGUAGUGUUCUUCUUCUUCAUCCCUCGUAUUUUUUCAUGUCCUGAUCAGCAAAAACAAGCCCUCCUCCUUUUCAAAGACUCCCUUCUCUCUACUACAAUUUCUCCCAAUAGUUCCGUCCCUCUCUUCUCCUAUUUGGACUCAUGGAAUUCGACUUCGGAUUGCUGCCAUUGGGAUAGAGUUGUCUGCUCUUCUCCAGAUUCUCGCUCGAGGAUGGUUCAAGGUCUCAAUCUUUACUCUCUUGCUUCGAGGAUUGCUGAUGAUCCAUUGCCACUUGAUGGUAAGGCAUUGAUGCCACUUUUCACCAUACGAAGCUUGAUGUUACUCGAUUUGUCUUCGAACUUCUUUGAGGGCGGAAUCUCAGGAGUCGGGUUUGGUAAUCUAAGUAGGAUGGUUUUUCUUAAUCUAAAUCAGAAUAAGUUCAGUGGUUCAAUUCCUCCACAAUUGUAUCGUCUACGAUACCUUCAAUAUCUCGACAUGAGCAACAAUUUGCUCAGUGGAGCUUUAACUUCAGAAGUGAGAUUUCUUGGGAACUUGAGAGUGUUGAAGUUGGAUAGCAAUUCUCUUAGCGGAGAACUUCCCGAGGAAAUCGGCAACCUGAAAAUGUUGCAGAAACUGUUCAUUCGUGGCAAUAAUUUCGUAGGCCAAAUCCCAACCUCCAUUGUCAAUUUGAAAUCUUUAGAGACACUGGAUAUGAGGGACAAUAAAUUUACAAUGGGGAUUCCUUCGGAUAUUGGCAGUCUAUCCAACUUGACGUAUCUAGCCUUGAGUAAAAACAAUCUGACUGGCACAAUUCCAACAUCAAUACAACAUAUGGAAAAGUUAGAACAAUUGGAAUUGGAAAACAACUUACUUGAAGGGCAUGUUCCGAUAUGGUUGUUCGAUAUGAAAGGGCUGGUAGACUUGCUGAUUGGAGGCAAUUUAAUGACUUGGAACAACAGCGUUAAAAGCGUAAAAUCAAAGCACAUGCUUUCUCGACUGUCGUUAAAGUCCUGUGGGCUCACAGGAGAGGUCCCAGAAUGGAUUUCUUCACAGAAGACUCUAAAUUUCUUGGAUUUGAGUAAGAACAAACUAGAAGGAACUUUUCCUCUAUGGUUGGCUAAAAUGGCUCUUGGUUCCAUUAUUCUCUCAGACAACCAGCUUUCAGGUUCUCUUCCUCCUCGUCUCUUUGAGUCAUUAAGUCUGUCUGUGCUCGACCUAUCUAGGAACAACUUUUCUGGAGAACUGCCUGAAAAUAUCGGUAAUGCCAAUGCUAUUAUGUUCCUAAUGUUGUCUGGAAAUAAUUUUUCUGGUGAAGUCCCAAAAUCGAUCUCAAAAAUCCAUCGCCUACUAUUGUUGGACUUAUCGAAAAACAGACUAUCUCACAAACUCCCAGUUUUUGAUCCAGAUGCAUUUCUUGGAUACAUAGACUACUCUUCAAAUGAAUUCACAGGUGAGAUUCCAACUACCUUCCCUCAACAAACUAAGCUCCUUUCAUUAAGCAAUAACAGAUUUUCUGGAAGCUUACCCAAGAACUUAACUAACUGGACCUUUCUCGAGCACCUUGAUCUCCAUAACAACAAUAUCUCUGGUGAAUUGUCUGACUUCUUCCUUUCCGAACUCCCUGCGCUUCAAAUUCUGAGUUUAAAAAACAAUUCUCUCACAGGUCCAAUUCCAAAAAGCAUGUCCAAGCUUAAUAACCUACAAAUCGUCGAUCUCUCCAAUAAUGAUUUAGUAUCAGAAAUACCGACCGAGAUAGGGGAGCUAAAGGGAAUGAUCGAUACACCAAGAACAUUCUCAUCUCUCUCUGAUACUUUCUUCAACAUCGGUAUUGAGUUCACUGACUUGGAGGUAAAUUGGAAGAAGUCAAUUCUUGGACUCCCAACUAGUCCUAGCCUGGACAUCUAUGCAUUGUUGGACUUGUCAGGGAACCAUCUUAGCGGAGAGAUUCCAACUUCAAUCGGUAAUUUGAAGGGGAUAAAGCUUCUCAACUUGGCAAACAAUAAGCUCUUUGGCAAUAUACCAUCAAGUUUAGGGAAUUUAGAAAAUGUGGAGACCUUGGACUUGUCUCACAACAAGCUCACAGGCCCAAUCCCAGAAUCAUUAGUCAAUCUACAAGCAUUGUCGGUUCUUGACGUGAGCAACAACGAGCUCACAGGCAGGAUUCCAGUUGGGGGUCAAAUGACGACCAUGAACAUUCCGAGCUACUAUGCCAACAACAGUGGUUUAUGUGGAAUUCAAAUCCAACAGCCAUGUCCAGAAGACAAGCAACCAACAGAACCAGUAGUGGAAGAAGAAAAACAACAGGUGUUUUCCUGGCUAGGUGCAGGAAUCGGAUUCCCAGUUGGCUUUGUGUUUGCAGUGCUAAUUGUUUACAUGUCAGGGUAUUUUAGUCCACUAACACCUCGUAAACGCAUCGUUCGCUUUCCUAGAAGACGAAGGCCAUGAGUUUCAACUAAGCCAUAUGUAGGAAUCUGCUCUGAUUCAACUAGUUUGCAUUCUAGAAACAUUAAAAUGCACCAAAAUAUGACAAACAAAAGUGCAUAAAUCAGGCAUUAUGCAUCAACGAGUUAGAGGAUCAUGAAAGCUUAGUAUAUUAGAAGUGACAACAUGAGAUGACAUUCACUACAUAAUUUACAAAGCAGUGAACUCUUUGCCCAAGCUACAUAAUUACAAUCCUAAACUUAGAGGGCUCAUCUUUUCACUAACUUUUUGUCAAUUUUAAGCUUUAUUUUCCUUCUGCCCUUACCUUCUCUCUUUUCCAUUCUCUGAUUCAAACCUUUCUAAGAGUCUGAUGAGACUGAGGAGCUCUGGAUUCAAAAGGACACUAAAUGGGCAUAAAUUUCUGAUUUUCUUCCUGAUUUUUGUUUCCAUUUUUCUCUC
This is a messenger RNA of Benincasa hispida (wax gourd), 3134 nucleotides long. Its product is annotated as receptor-like protein 46. The record is from RefSeq and is a predicted model, not a curated record. Gene Ontology annotation, molecular function: protein binding. NCBI's taxonomy places the organism in Eukaryota, Viridiplantae, Streptophyta, Magnoliopsida, Cucurbitales, Cucurbitaceae.